Nycticebus coucang (slow loris) is the source of this 1840-nucleotide messenger RNA. It is a transcript of the gene ASB12, whose product is annotated as ankyrin repeat and SOCS box containing 12. The record is from RefSeq and is a predicted model, not a curated record. Gene Ontology annotation, molecular function: protein binding. Lineage: Eukaryota; Metazoa; Chordata; Mammalia; Primates; Lorisidae. The coding region runs from base 596 to 1693 and encodes 365 amino acids. The transcript has 8 exons.
GGCGGGGAUAGGAGCCCGGCUUGGGCCAGGCGGCGGGAAUGGCGGCAGGGGCUUCAAGUGGCAGGAAUUGAGGUCAUGGACUACCUCACGGUACCCAAGGUAGAAAAUGUGAAAUUACUAGGAUCUUACUGCAACUUACCUGAUACAUAUCGAGGCUUCUGGUGCAGCAUGGAAGGAAACAUGGAGUUUAUGAAACAACACAUUCCAUGUGGCCUUUCUUGGUUCAGAGGAAACCAGACUUCAGGAACCCUCUAUAUAAAGGCUUCACUGUGUAUGGGGUUCUCAAUCCUAACACUGUACCCUACAAUAUUCAGCUUGAAUAAAUGAGGCCAGGAAUUGGAUGACUCAGGGGCAAUGGUUGGUAACAGGAUUGCAGUGAGGAGGCCCAAGAGUGAUAAGAUCCAGUGUCACCCCAGGCUGUCAAAGCAGAAUCCCUCAUUUUGAGAUUAUAGAUGAUUGCUGAAAGAUCCUUGGAGGAAUUCGUCAAAGAGGACUCCGAGGAUUGCUUUUCAGAGGCGCUCCAGCAGGAAACUGAGGAGGCAAAUGACCUGGCUGGACAGAGCUCUGGAAGUGGUGAAGAAGGUUCUGGUGCAGAAUGUAUAAUCGCUUUGACAAAGGGCUGCAGCCCAAGCAGAGUGUGGUAGAGAAUCUCCUGGAAAUUAAGAAAUGGGGAGUAAUGCUAGAGGCCGAUGUGCAUGAACUAAAAAAGAUCUGGCAUAUAUCCCUGCUCAUAAUGAGAGUUGUCCUGUUCCAAUCAGCCAAGAUGAACUUCAUGGACAUCACCAAGAUAUUCUCCCUCCUGCAGCCCGACAAGGAGGAUGAGGACACCGACACAGGGGAGAAGCAGGCUCUCAAUCAAGCAGUGUAUGACAACGACUCCUAUACCUUGGACCAGCUUUUGCACCAGGAGCGUUACAAACGUUUCAUCAACAGCAGGAGUGGCUGGGGCGUUCCUGGGACACCUUUGCGCUUAGCUGCUUCUUAUGGCCACUUGAGCUGUUUGCAAGUCCUCCUGGCACAUGGUGCUGACAUUGACAGCUUGGAUGUCAAGGCACAAACACCACUUUUUACUGCUGUCAGUCAUGGCCAUCUAGACUGUGUGCAUGUUCUUUUGGAAGCUGGUGCCUGUCCUAGUGGUAGUAUCUACAACAAUUGUUCUCCUGUGCUCACAGCCGCCCGUGAUGGUGCCAUUGCUAUCCUUCAGGAGCUCCUAGGCCAUGGAGCAGAGGCCAACGUCAAGGCUAAACUACCAGUCUGGGCAUCGAACAUAGCUUCAUGUUCUGGCCCCCUCUAUUUAGCUGCAGUCUAUGGGCAUCUUGACUGUUUCCGCCUACUUUUGCUCUACGGGGCAGACCCUGAUUACAACUGCAAUGACCAGAGCCUACUAGCACGUAUCCCACAGCCACGUACCCUCCUUGAAAUCUGCUUAUACCAUAAUUGUGAGCCAGAGUACAUCCAGCUGCUGAUAGACUUCGGUGCUAACAUCUAUCUUCCAUCUCUCUCCCUGGACCUGACCUCCCAAGAUGAUAAAGGCAUUGCAUUGCUGCUACAGGCGCGAGUCACUCCACAGUCACUCCUAUCACAGGCCCGUUUAGUCAUCCACAGAGCCCUGCGCCAAGCUGGUCAGCCACAAGCCAUUGACCAGCUGGAUAUUCCUCCUGUGUUGAUUAGCUACCUCAAACACCAACUGUAAUCUUACAGUCUGCACAGGAAUCCAUGAUGCCUCCAAAAAAAAAAACCUGUGGAUCCAAAUAGCUGGAUCCACAGCUCCAGCCACUACAGCUCCAUCCACUUAUCUGGAACUGCUAUCCUGUAUUAUCCUCCACAAUAAAAUCCUCAA